This is a messenger RNA of Cyclocybe aegerita, 327 nucleotides long. The record is from the annotation of a GenBank genome assembly. Lineage: Eukaryota; Fungi; Basidiomycota; Agaricomycetes; Agaricales; Hemipholiotaceae.
AUGUCGGACCACGUCGGAGGUUCAGAUCGAGGGCUCGGUGCCCCGUUCCUUGGAUAUAGUAUCGGAUGCCUAUUAUUCGGCAUAACUGCCCUUCAGGCGUACCAGUACUUCACCAACUACCCGAAGGACUCCAGAAUGCGGAAGCGAUUCACAUUGUUUAUCUGCUCUCUCGACCUUUCCCAUCUGGUAAUUGGAGCAUACAUGCUGUACAACAUCCUUAUCUACUACGGAUGCGAAACGAAUCCGGAACAGCGUGUCGUUGGGAUCUUCAAGGUUAGCCGGCUCCGGUCUCGUCGGAUUCUGAUAACUGAGAAGACAUUCGAUUGA